AAAGGCGGCGGGCGGGAGGGCGGCGGCGGCAGCAGCGGCGGCGGGAGCGGGAGAUGGCCGGCCCGCAGCAGGCCCCGCACCUCCACCUGGCCGAGCUCACCGCCUCCCAGUUCCUCGACGUCUGGCGACAUUUCGACGCGGACGGAAAUGGCUACAUCGAAGGCAAAGAGCUGGAAAACUUCUUCCAGGAGCUGGAAAGUGCAAGGAAGGGGGCGGGUGUGCCGGACUCCAAGAACGACGACUUGGGUGACAAGAUGAAGGAGUUCAUGCACAAGUACGACAAAAACGCGGAUGGCAAAAUUGAGAUGGCGGAGCUGGCCCAGAUCCUGCCCACGGAGGAGAAUUUCCUGCUGUGUUUCCGCCAGCAUGUGGGCUCCAGCUCGGAGUUCAUGGAGGCUUGGCGCAGGUACGACACGGACCGCAGCGGCUACAUCGAAGCCAACGAGCUCAAGGGCUUCUUGUCGGACCUGCUGAAGAAGGCGAACCGGCCCUAUGAUGAGCCCAAGCUGCAGGAGUACACGCAGACCAUUCUGCGGAUGUUCGACAUGAACGGUGAUGGGAAGCUGGGCCUCUCGGAGAUGUCCCGACUUUUGCCCGUGCAAGAAAACUUCCUUCUGAAGUUCCAGGGGAUGAAGCUGUCCUCGGAGGAGUUCAACGCCAUCUUCGCCUUCUAUGACAAGGAUGGAAGUGGCUUCAUUGACGAGAAUGAGCUGGACGCGCUUUUGAAAGACCUGUACGAGAAGAAUAAGAAAGAGAUGAACAUCCAACAGCUCACCAACUACAGGAAGAGCAUCAUGAACCUCUCUGAUGGGGGCAAACUCUACCGCAAGGAACUGGAGAUCGUGCUCUGCAAUGAGCCCCCCAUGUAGGACCCCCCCCCACCCCAAGCUCUUCCUCACCGAAAAACAAGCACAGUGGGGGAGCACCCACCACUGCAGCGCUGGCGGGGGGGUUGCGGGGGGUGGGGGUGGGCGCUGAGCCCCCACUGGGGGCUCAGCGCCCAUGCCCCCCACCCCACCCCCUGCUGGCGCUCACCCAGCAGCUCUUGGGUUUGCUGUAGAUUGUUAAAAUCCCACCUUGGGGGAAAACCCUUAUUUUAUUUUAUUUUUUUU
Messenger RNA from Aquila chrysaetos chrysaetos, 1112 nucleotides. RefSeq names its product calbindin 2 (gene CALB2). Gene Ontology annotation, biological process: regulation of long-term synaptic potentiation; regulation of presynaptic cytosolic calcium ion concentration. NCBI's taxonomy places the organism in Eukaryota, Metazoa, Chordata, Aves, Accipitriformes, Accipitridae. Gene Ontology annotation, cellular component: terminal bouton; cytosol; synapse. Gene Ontology annotation, molecular function: calcium ion binding. The transcript is spliced from 11 exons. The record is from RefSeq and is a predicted model, not a curated record. Bases 54 to 869 code for a protein of 271 amino acids.